AUGAAGAAAUGCAAUGCUUGUCUAUCGGUGAUUGAUAACGAAGAGUCGCUUAUAUGUUCAAAAUGCUAUCAGCAUUACCACGAAUCUUGUAUUCAAUCUACGUUUGGAUCUGCUUCAUUAACAGAUAUAACUAACUGGAUGUGUCCCGACUGUCAACCUAGGAACGAAAAUGCCGAUAAUACCCCAAUACGGCCUAAUUUGAAAUCUAAACAAAUUCGUGAUGAAAAUGUCAAUCGCCGAAGAGGAGGUACAGUGGUAAAUGUCCAACCGCUUACCCCUAUCACAGUAGUUGAAGUUCGGGAAAUUGUGAAAUCGGAAAUUAAGGAUCUUUUAAAACAUCUUAAUGAUACUAUAGCCAGUUUUGUUAAUAUCGAAUUAAAAUCAAUAAAAGAAGAUAUAUCGCAAGUGAAGGAGUCAAUGUCAUUUUUGAAUGAUAAAUAUGAAAGCUUCAAGACAGAUUUAACGGAAAAGUUUAAUACUCUGACAGAACUCAGGAAGGAAAAUAGCCAUCUUAAAUCCACCGUGCAGGACUUAAGUACGAGAAUUAAUUCCAUGGAACAACAGGCGAGAGCUAACAAUGUGGAAAUCCAAUCUUUACCAGAACACAAAGGCGAGAAUUUAGUGUCCACUGUCAUUAAUCUCAGUAAAGUGAUAUCCUGUGAUAUAAGCGAGAACCAAAUACAUCAUGCUACUAGAAUUGCAAAACGCGACACAAAUAGCAAACGCCCGAAGUCUAUCGUUGUUCAGUUCAACUCUCCACGCACUCGAGAUACUUUUCUGGCAGCUUCAAUUAUGUAUAACAAAGCUAAUCCAAAUGAGAAAUUAAAUAGUAAUCUACUUGGCAUAGGAGGUGCCAAGGAGAAUGUCUAUGUUGUCGAGCACUUAUCUCCGACGAAUAAAUAUUUACAUGCUGCAGCCCGAAAGAAAGCAAAAGAAUUGAACUAUAAGUUUGUUUGGGUUCGCAGGGGUAGAAUUUUCAUGAGAAAGUCAGAAACCAGCGACUAUAAAUAUAUUAGAGACCUCGAAACUUUAGAUAGUCUUAGUUAG
Molecule: messenger RNA, 1047 nt
Organism: Parnassius mnemosyne (clouded apollo)
Lineage: Eukaryota; Metazoa; Arthropoda; Insecta; Lepidoptera; Papilionidae
Source: the annotation of a GenBank genome assembly